CACUUCCGCCUCGAACUCUCCUGUGCCUCUCUCAAGUUGUGCUGGAAGUUGUUGCCUCUCUCAAGUUGUGCUGGAAGUUGUUGCCUCUGUGAAGUUGUUGCUUCUCUAAAGUUCGCGGAUGAGCUGUUGAAGGGCUCGAGAGCAGAUGAGCGGACAGACGGUCCCCGCGGACUUCUCGGGACACAUGUUGGACCUGGACGAGGACGACGACCUGGAGGUUUUCAGCAAGAACCCGUCGCUGGCAGGGGGCGGUCCCAUGCCCAACUCUCCCAGCUCCAUGGUCAACCAGUACAGACUGGAGGAGGAGGAGGAGCAGCAGGAGGCCAACGCCAGAGACCUCUUCAUCACCGUGGACGACCCAGAGAGCCACGUCACGGCCGUGGAGACCUUCGUCAUGUACAGGGUGGCCACCAAGACCACGCGGAGCCAGUUCGACUCCAGUGAGUACGAGGUCCACCGGCGCUACCAGGACUUCCUGUGGCUCCGAAGCAAACUGGAAGAAAACCACCCGACGCUCAUUGUCCAUCCGCUGCCGGAGAAGUUUGUGAUGAAGGGCAUGGUGGAGCGCUUCAACAACGACUUCAUCGAGACCAGGAGGAGAGCCCUGCAGCGCUUCCUCAGCAAGGUCUCCCUGCACCCCGUCCUGUCGCACAGCCACCACCUGGAGGUCUUCCUCACGGCGCAGGACCUGCUGCCGUACAAGAAGCAGGGCCCGGGCUUCCUGAGCCGCUUGGGGGAGACGGUGAGGGCCGUGGCCAGCUCGGUGCGAGGCCUGAAGAGCCGGCCGGAGGAGUUCAGCCUCAUGAAGGAGUACGUGGAGGACUUCAGCAUCAAGAUCAGCUCCGUGGACAAAGUCACCCAGAGGAUCAUCAAGGAGCAGAGAGAGUACCUGGAUGAGCUGAAGCAGUACAACCCCACCUAUGCCCAGUGGGCGGAGUCUGAGGGGGAGCUGGCGGAGCCCCUGAACGGCGUGGCCAGCUGCGUGGAGCGGUGCAGCAAGGAAACGGACGAGCAGAUCCAACACCUGUCCUCCGUCCUCGUCCCCGCCCUGCACGACUACGUCCUCUGCGCCGAGACCCUGAAGGCUGUGAUGAGGCGGAGAGACAACAUCCAGGCCCAGUUUGAAGCCAAGAACGAGGCGCUGGGCUCCAGGAGGACCGACCUCGAGACGCUGCAGGACGAGGUGGACAGUCUGGCCGACCGCGUGGAGCUGGCCAACAACGCCUUGAAGGGAGACUGGACCCGCUGGCAGGACGGCAUGAGAGCUGACCUCAAAUCCGCCUUCCUGUCCACCGCCGAGAAGAACGUGGAGUACUACGAGCAGUGCCUGGCCGUGUGGGAGUCCUUCCUCUUGUCUCAGAGAGUGGAACCCGGGGAGCAGAGGGACGGGGAGGACGCCUCCUGAGAUGUGGAGAGGAUGCAACCAAAACCUCCAAACCCAGGCCCUGUAGUGAUGGCCCCCCUCCCCCCUCAGACGUGCAUUAUGUUUGAAACAAGCUCUCUCGCUCGCUCUCCUUUUCUUUCUGGCCAAAGAAGUAAAUCCCAGCCCGCAUUCCAGUGAUGAUUGUGCUUCACUUAAACCAACACGGCGAUCAAUAGGUCGCCAUGCUGCCGUUUACAGCCGACUAGGCGCGCUGCCAAAAGCCAAAAGAAGGCUGCUGCUUCUUCUGGCUCCUCUCUGCUGCUUCGUUGUUGUAGAUACAGAACUGUCCUCGACACACAGACACUACAACGUUUCCGCCAACCUGUCGGGUGCGCCUCUUCCAAGGAUGCUGCUUGGUGACCAAAACUAAUGACGCUUCUAGGUCUCCCUCCCCCAACUGUGUAAUCGCCAAAGUGAGAGCGAUCAACUCUGAAGUAAUGUCACUAAUAUGUAUGCAAUCAAAACCGUAGAUGGAGAAAUCUAAAAGAAAAUUGUCUUUUACAAAUUAAACCUACUCAACAUGUUAUAAACUCCUUAUA
Messenger RNA from Gasterosteus aculeatus aculeatus (three-spined stickleback), 1962 nucleotides. RefSeq names its product sorting nexin 7 (gene snx7). The record is from RefSeq and is a predicted model, not a curated record. Gene Ontology annotation, cellular component: early endosome; phagophore assembly site. Gene Ontology annotation, biological process: endocytic recycling; autophagy of mitochondrion; reticulophagy. Lineage: Eukaryota; Metazoa; Chordata; Actinopteri; Perciformes; Gasterosteidae. Gene Ontology annotation, molecular function: phosphatidylinositol binding.